This is a messenger RNA of Bubalus bubalis (water buffalo), 4426 nucleotides long. It is a transcript of the gene ARHGAP33, whose product is annotated as Rho GTPase activating protein 33. The coding region runs from base 171 to 4037 and encodes 1288 amino acids. The record is from RefSeq and is a predicted model, not a curated record. The transcript has 21 exons. Lineage: Eukaryota; Metazoa; Chordata; Mammalia; Artiodactyla; Bovidae. Gene Ontology annotation, molecular function: phosphatidylinositol binding; GTPase activator activity; protein binding. Gene Ontology annotation, biological process: small GTPase-mediated signal transduction. Gene Ontology annotation, cellular component: nucleoplasm; fibrillar center; cell cortex.
CCCCGUGGAGGGCGCGCGCCAGAGCCACGGGCAGCCGUUAGAGGCGGGGCCUGCAGCCGCCCGCGCGCGGCUCGCGCCCUCCCCUUUGUGUCGCCAUGGCGGCGGCAUCGGCGACGAGGACAAGGAGCGAGGGGUCCAGCGCGGCUGGCGCCUGAGGAGGCUACGCGGCUAUGGUGGCUCGCAGCACUGACAGCCUGGAUGGCCCAGGGGAGGGCUCGGUGCAGCCCCUGCCCCCUGCUGGGGGACCCAGUGUGAAGGGGAAGCCUGGGAAGAGGCUCUCGGCUCCUCGAGGUCCCUUUCCCCGGCUGGCAGACUGUGCCCAUUUCCACUACGAGAAUGUUGACUUCGGCCACAUUCAGCUCCUGCUGUCUCCAGAGCGUGACGGUCCAAACGUCUCUGGAGAGAAUGAACUGGUGUUCGGGGUGCAGGUGACCUGUCAGGGCCGUUCCUGGCCAGUUCUCCGCAGUUACGAUGACUUCCGUUCCUUGGAUGCCCACCUCCACCGAUGCAUAUUUGACCGGAGGUUUUCCUGCCUCCCAGAGCUUCCUCCACCCCCAGAGGGCGCCAGGGCUGCCCAGAUGCUGGCGCCGCUGCUGCUGCAGUACCUGGAAACCCUGUCAGGGCUGGUGGACAGUAACCUCAACUGUGGGCCGGUGCUUACCUGGAUGGAGCUGGACAACCACGGCCGGCGACUGCUCCUCAGUGAAGAGGCCUCACUCAAUAUCCCCGCAGUGGCCGCUGCCCAUGUGGUAAAGCGGUACACGGCCCAGGCACCUGACGAGCUGUCCUUCGAGGUGGGGGACAUUGUCUCUGUGAUUGACAUGCCGCCCACGGAGGAUCGGAGCUGGUGGCGGGGCAAGCGGGGCUUCCAGGUCGGUUUCUUCCCCAGUGAGUGUGUGGAACUAUUCACGGAGCGGCCGGGUCCAGGACUAAAGGGGGAUGCCGACGGUCCCCCAUGUGGUGUCCUGGCUUCCCAGGGUGUUUCCUCUCUGACCUCAGCGGUGCCCCGGCCGCGGGGGAAGCUGGCUGGCCUCCUCCGCACCUUCAUGCGCUCCCGCCCUUCCCGGCAGCGUCUGCGGCAGCGGGGCAUUCUGCGGCAGAGGGUAUUUGGCUGUGACCUGGGAGAACACCUCAGCAACUCAGGCCAGGACGUGCCCCAGGUGCUGCGCUGCUGUUCUGAGUUUAUUGAAGCCCACGGGGUGGUGGAUGGAAUCUAUCGACUCUCGGGUGUGUCAUCCAACAUCCAGAGGCUACGGCAUGAGUUCGACAGUGAGAGGAUCCCUGAACUGUCUGGCCCCGCCUUCCUGCAGGACAUCCACAGCGUGUCCUCCCUCUGCAAGCUCUACUUCCGAGAGCUGCCCAACCCCUUACUCACUUACCAGCUCUACGGGAAGUUCAGUGAGGCCAUGUCGGUGCCAGGCGAGGAGGAGCGCCUGGUGAGGGUUCACGAUGUCAUCCAGCAGUUGCCCCCACCGCACUACCGGACCCUGGAGUACCUGCUGAGGCACUUGGCCCGCAUGGCGAGACACAGUGCCAACACCAGCAUGCACGCCCGCAACCUGGCCAUCGUUUGGGCACCUAACCUGCUACGGUCCAUGGAGCUGGAGUCAGUGGGGCUAGGGGGUGCAGCAGCCUUCCGGGAGGUGCGGGUACAGUCGGUGGUGGUGGAAUUCCUGCUCACCCAUGUGGACGUCCUGUUCAGCGACACCUUCACAUCUGCUGGCCUCGACCCUGCAGGCCGCUGCCUCCUUCCCAGGCCCAAGUCCCUUGCGGGCAGUGGCCCCUCGACUCGCCUGCUAACACUAGAGGAAGCCCAGGCUCGGACCCAGGGUCGGCUGGGGACACCCACCGAGCCCACAACUUCCAAGGCCCCAACUUCACCUGUGGAAAGGAGGAAAGGGGAGAGAGGCGAGAAACAGCGGAAGCCUGGAGGUAGCAGCUGGAAGACCUUCUUUGCACUGGGCCGAGGCCCCAGCAUCCCCCGAAAGAAGCCUCUGCCCUGGCUAGGGGGCACCCGGGCCCGACCGCAGCCUUCAGGCUGCCGACCUGACACUGUCACACUGAGGUCUGCCAAGAGUGAGGAGUCUCUGUCAUCGCAGGCCAGUGGGGCUGGCCUCCAGCGUCUGCACAGGCUACGGCGACCCCACUCCAGCAGUGACGCUUUUCCCGUGGGCCCCGCACCCGCGGGCUCCUGCGAGAGCCUGUCAUCAUCCGAGUCCACCGAGUCCUCCUCCGAGUCGUCCUCCUCCUCUUCCUCCGAGUCCUCUGCAGCUGGGCUGGGAGCACUCUCUGGCUCCCCUUCACACCGAACCUCGGCCUGGCUAGACGACGGUGACGAGCUGGACUUUAGCCCACCCCGCUGCCUGGAGGGGCUCCGGGGGCUUGACUUUGAUCCCCUUACCUUUCGAUGCAGCAGCCCCACCCCUGGGGACCCGGCACCUCCCGCCAGCCCGGCCCCCCCAGCCCCCGCCUCUGCCUUUCCACCCAGGGCAACCCCCCAGGCCCUCUCUCCCCGGGGCCCCACCAGCCCUGCCUCACCCGCUGCCCUGGACAUCUCGGAGCCCCUGUCUGUGUCAGUGCCACCUGCUGUCCUGGAGCUGCUGGGGGCUGGAGGAACACCCGCCUCGGCCACCCCAACACCAGCCCUCAGCCCCAGCCCGGGCCUGCGCCCCCACCUCAUCCCCUUGCUGCUGCGUGGAGCUGAGGCCCAGCUGAGUGACACCUGCCAACAAGAGAUCUGCAGCAAGUUGGCAUUGCCUGGUCCCCGGGGAGCCCAAGGCCAGCAUGGUGCUGGUAUGGAUUCACCGCUGCUGCCCCCUCCCCUGUCCCUCCUGCGCCCGGGGGGGGCCCCACCCCCGCCUCCCAAAAAUCCAGCACGCCUCAUGGCCCUGGCCCUGGCUGAGCGGGCUCAGCAGGUGGCCCAGAGACAGAGCCAGCAGGAGCAGGGGAGCACCCCGUCUGCUCCUCAGUCCCCUUUCCGCCGUUCACUGUCCCUGGAGGUUGGCAGUGAGCCCCCAGGGACCUCAGGGAGUGGGCCACCCCCCCACCCCCUAGCCCACCCAGGUGGCUGGGCUCCGGGACCCCCACCCUCCUUACCAAGGCAACAAAGUGAUGGGAGCCUGGUGAGGAGCCAGCGGCCCACAGGGACCUCAAGGAGGGCACCCCGAGGCCCUUCCCAGGUCAGUGCCCAGCUCAGGAUGGGUGGGGGGUGCGGGGCUGCGCCAGAGAUGGCAGCCCAGUUCCUGUGUUCUGUCCCCCAGCAGGUUCCCACCCCUGGCUUCUUCUCAGCCCCCCGGGAGUGCCUGCCACCUUUCCUCGGGGUCCCCAAACCAGGCUUGUACCCCCUCGGCUCCCCAUCCUUCCAGCCCAGCUCCCCGGCCCCAGUCUGGAGGAGCCCCCUGGUUCCCCCUGCACCACUGGACAGAGGAGAGAACCUGUACUAUGAGAUCGAGGCGGGUGAGGGGUCCCCCUACUCUGGCCCCACUCGCUCCUGGAGUCCCUUGCGCUCCAUGCCCCCAGACAGGCUGAAUGCCUCGUACGGCAUGCUUGGCCAAUCCCCACCACUCCAUAGGUCCCCCGACUUCCUGCUCAGUUACCCACCACCCUCCUGUUUUCCCCAUGACCACCUUGGCUACUCAGCCCCCCAGCACUCGGCCCGGCGCCCCACCCGACCUGAACCCCUCUAUGUCAACCUAGCCCUGGGGCCCAGGGGCCCCUCACCCGCUUCUUCCAGCUCCUCCUCUCCUGCCCACCCUCGCAGUCGCUCUGAUCCUGGCCCCCCAGCCCCCCGCCUCCCCCAAAAGCAGCGGGCCCCCUGGGGCCGCCACACCCCUCACAGGGUGCCUGGGCCCUGGGGCCCUCCAGACCCUCUCCCCUACAGGGCAGCCCCACCAGCCUAUGGGAGAGGGGGCGAGCACCACCGAGGGUCCCUGUACAGGAAUGGGGGGCAAGGGAGGGAGGGGGCUGGUCCCCCACCCCCCUACCCUACUCCCAGCUGGUCCUUCCACCCUGAGAGCCAGACCCAAAGCUACUGCUGAGCCAGAGCUGGGAGGGACCCUCCUUCUUUCUCUUCCCCUCUCACUGAUCUUGGUCCAACCUGAUCCCUUGUUUUAUAUUUUCCUGAGCUUCUGACCCCUACCCCAGGUUUCUAACUUUGUAACUUGCCUUUGAUGUGGGUCCCUAACCCGUUAUCAUAGCCUACCUACCCUGGACUGACGGGCAUGCCUGCCCUCCACCAUCCUCCAUCCUGGGGCCUCUCGCACAAAUCUGAGAGGGUUAGGCUGACUCCUUACCCUCCCUUUCCCUCCAGGGGUCCCCAGCAUGUCCUGUCCUGUGCACGGGGGUGGGGGACUGCUCCUGCUAUCUCCCCACACACACCCCACUAAACCAUCUGACAAAAUUAAUGAAUAAAAAUGGUGAAAAUGUG